UAAAACAAAUUGGUACUGUAGUAUCUGCCAACUGCCACCGGACCAAAACCAAAACGCGCUUCUCAUUUUCAUCGCUUUCUACUUUUUUUUUCCUUUAAAUCAUUACAACUUUUUCCCUCUUCCAAUUCAAUCUUUUCUCAAAAAACAAUGGAUUUUAAAACAAAACCAUUCAUCACUCUUUUUCUCUUUCUGCUAUUUUCUUCCAUUUUCUCACUCACUUUCUCAGCUGCUAAUAAACCCUUCAGCACCGAUAAGUCUCACCGCGUUGGUUCUUCUGCUGUUUUCCGUGUUCAUGGGAAUGUUUACCCUCUUGGGUAUUAUACUGUCUCUCUCAACAUUGGCUAUCCUCCAAAGCUUUAUGACCUUGAUAUCGACUCAGGUAGUGACCUCACUUGGGUUCAGUGUGAUGCACCAUGUAAAGGUUGCACUAAGCCUCGUGAUCAACUUUAUAAACCCAGCAACAACCUUGUGCAAUGUGUGGACCAGUUGUGUGCUGCAGUGCAUUUAACAUCAGACCAUCACUGUUCUUCCCCAGAUGAACAGUGUGACUAUGAGGUUGAGUAUGCAGAUCAGGGAUCCUCUCUGGGGGUCCUUGUCCGAGACUACGUUCCUCUUCAAUUCACUAAUGGAUCUGUUAUACGCCCAAGAAUAGCCUUUGGAUGUGGAUAUGAUCAAAAGCAUUCUGGUACGACAUCCCCACCUUCUACAACAGGAGUCCUUGGCCUUGGCAAUGGAAGAACAAGUAUUUUGUCCCAGCUUCACUCUCUAGGUCUGAUUCGCAAUGUAGUAGGUCAUUGCUUAAGUGGUCGAGGAGGAGGAUUUUUGUUUUUUGGAGAUGAUCUCAUUCCCUCAUCAGGAAUUGUUUGGACACCCAUGUUACCUAGUUCCUCAGAAAAACACUACAGUUUAGGACAAGCAGAAUUGCUUUUCAAUGGAAAGCCUACUACUAUUAAGGGUCUUGACCUUAUUUUCGAUAGUGGAAGCUCUUACACAUACUUCAAUUCCAAAGCUUAUCAGACUAUUGUUGAUCAGGUAACUAAUGACUUAAAGGGAAACCAGUUGAAAAGAGCAACUGAGGAUCCGUCUCUUCCAAUUUGUUGGAAGGGUUCAAAGUCUUUCAAAACUGUAAGUGAUGUUAAAAACUAUUUCAAGCCGUUAGCAUUGAGAUUCAAAAAAGUGAAGAAUUCGCAGAUGCUAAUACCACCAGAAGGCUAUCUCAUUGUCACAAAACAUGGAAAUGUUUGCUUGGGAAUUCUGGAUGGUACUGAAGUAGGACUAGGAGACCUUAACAUCAUAGGAGACAUAUCUUUGCAAGAUAAAAUGGUGAUUUAUGACAACGAGAGACAACAGAUUGGAUGGAUUUCUUAUGAUUGUGAUAGGAUUCCCAAUAUCGAUCGUGAUUUUGAAGAUGAUGCUUUUCCACACCCUUAUGCAGCCAAUUUUGGCAUCUUUGACGACAGGUGCGCUGCAUAGUAAAUGGGCUGUUUGGCCGAGGAUGUUGAGAUGAUUUGGAUAGUACAUAUAAUUCUAUCAUUCACAACAUAUAUAUGCAUAGAUUUUUUUUUGACAACUUGCUACAAUGUAAAUGCUUCAUAAGCUACAAUUAAUGAAUUUGUGAAUGAUAUUCCACGCCCACACAGGCUACACUGAACUACUAAUCCUCACUGGAGGUGGCUGUCAGUAUUUUGUAAGUAUACUAGUAGUAACUUCAGUAAGAGUUAAUACUUAAACAUCUCAAAUUAAGAUCAUAUAUUUUGUAUGGAUUGCUACCGACUUUGAAA
Messenger RNA from Medicago truncatula (barrel medic), 1781 nucleotides. RefSeq names its product aspartic proteinase Asp1. Bases 148 to 1473 code for a protein of 441 amino acids. Lineage: Eukaryota; Viridiplantae; Streptophyta; Magnoliopsida; Fabales; Fabaceae. Gene Ontology annotation, biological process: proteolysis. Gene Ontology annotation, molecular function: aspartic-type endopeptidase activity. The transcript is spliced from 9 exons. The record is from RefSeq and is a predicted model, not a curated record.